Molecule: messenger RNA, 306 nt
Organism: Kwoniella mangroviensis CBS 8507
Lineage: Eukaryota; Fungi; Basidiomycota; Tremellomycetes; Tremellales; Cryptococcaceae
Exons: 2
Coding region: 1-306 (101 amino acids)
Source: RefSeq, a predicted model, not a curated record
AUGUCAAGUUCAAUCACAAAAGAAGCAGAGCCAUGGGUCCAACCGCAUACUCAAGCAUUACUUCGCGGGAUGGUCCAAAUCAUCCUCCAGCAUCGAACUGAACUCUACACUUUACCCUCCCUUUGUGGCGUAUCGAACAAUCAUGGAGAUCGGAUCCGAAAGAAAACUCAUCACAUGCUGAAACAGUUUUGCGAACUUUAUCCCGGUUCGGAGGGCUUGGUAGAAGAGGAGAUUAAGAAUUUGAAUGGUAUGAGUAGAUCAGGAGGAGGUUCACCUAAGAAAAGAAAGAUCAAGGAUGAAGAGUAG